AAGAUUUGAAUUCAAACUCUCCAUGUUGGAUGUUCACCCUUUUACUACCCAAACAACCCAUUAGGAGCAUAUGAAAGAUCAAUUUAAACAUGGUCUAAUUUUAAAAAAAAAUAAAAUCAAAAUCCACCUCUUUGGCGUACCAUCACUUAACAUAUUAAUGGGCUAUUUGGCUUAUCUAAUACAAUUGUUGAAUCAUAAAUUUCUAAUAUUUAAAUAUAAUUCAAGGAUCUUAGAAAGUUUAUGCAGGUUGAGUUAAUUUAUUUCUUCUAAGAGACAUGGCGGAAUCGAUUCUAUUUAGCAUUGCGACUCAAUUACAUGUUGAAGAAGAUCGAUAGGCUCUCUCUUCUUCCUCAUGAAGUGUUGUGAGAAUAUAUCAUUGAGCAAAAGAAAGCCUCCUUGAGUCGCACGAAUUCUUUUAUUCCUAUUAUGUUACCUUUUUCAGCAUUUUUUUAAAUUAUAAGCUUCAUAUUUGAGGAGACAUUCAUUCUUACCUAAUUCAUCCCUAUUUCAAAGCUAAUUCUUGCUCUCUUAAUUUGUUUCUUCCAAGAACACAUGGCGGAAGCAAUUGUAUCUGACAUGGCAUCUGAAAUUUUGAAGAAGAUAGCUUCUCUUAUAGCUGGGGAACUGUGGUUAUUGUGUAAUCUCGAAAAUGAUUUAAAAGGACUUCAGGGAACCAUGACCACCAUCAGAGCAGUGCUUUUGGAUGCCGAGAAAAAGCAGACUCAAGAUCAUCAGCUGCGCGACUGGCUUGGGAAGCUCAGAGAUGUUCUUUUUUAUGCUGAGGACGUUUUAGAAGAAUUUGAGCUUCAAACUUCGAGGAGACAGCAGGGGAGCUCAGCAUUAAAGGUAUGCCAAUGCUUUUCAAGCUGUAAUCUUGUUAAAAUUGGUCACAAGAUCGAGGAAAUUAGAGAAAGGUUAGACAAGAUCGCAGAUGAUAGGCUAAAAUUUCAUCUUGUUGAGAGUCAUGUUGAAGUUAGGCAUGUAAUUCGAAGGGAGAGGGAAACUAUUUCCUUCUUCCAAGCCUCUGUUAUCAUAGGAAGAGAGAUGGAUAAAGAAAAAAUCAUAAGCUUUUUGUUAGAACCAAACCAGGAUAAUGUUUCCAUCAUCCCGAUUGUUGGAAUUGGGGGUUUAGGUAAAACCACUCUUUGUCAAAUGGUUUUCAAUGAUGAAAGGGUCAAUAGGCACUUUGAAUUAAAAAUGUGGGUACGUGUCUCGGAUGACUUUAAUGUUAGCAGAUUAAUGAAAGAAAUUAUUUACUCUGUAACACAUGAGGAUUGUGCCAAGUUAAAAGCCAAUGAAAUACCCAUGUAUUUGCAACAAAUUUUGGCUCGUCAAAAGUUUUUGCUUGUUUUAGAUAAUGUGUGGAAUGAACAACCAGAUAAAUUGGUGGAAUUGAAAAAUCUUCUGUUGAAUCAUGUCGAGGGAAGUAAAAUUAUUGUGACCACACGUAGUAAAAGAGUUGCUGAAAUAAUGGGCACUGCUUCCCCACAUUUGAUGCAAGGUCUUUCCCUUAAGAAUUCUUUAUCAUUGUUUAAGAAGUGGGCAUUCGAAGAUGGCGAAGGGAAACAUUUUCCAAACCUCAUUAAAAUAGCGGAGGAAAUUGUUGGAAAAUGUAAAGGAGUUCCAUUAGCUAUAAGAAGUUUAGGGAGUUCACUUUAUGCCACCACCAAUGAAGAGGAAUGGUUGAGAAUAAAAAGUGACAUCUGGAAGCUGAAACAGGAAGAGGAAGACAUCUUACCAACAUUGAAAUUGAGCUAUGAUUAUUUACCGUCUCACUUAAAACGAUGUUUUGCUUACCUUUCUUUAUUUUCAAAGGAUUUUAAAUAUGAUAGUGAUGACGUGACCAGAUUUUGGAUUGCACAUGGUCUUCUUUCAAACUUUAAUAACGGAAAUGAAGAGUUAGAAGAUGUUGCUAUGAGAUGUAUGAAAGAUUUAUGGUUAAGGUGUUUUAUAGAGGAUUUUGAUGAAGAUAAAAAUCAUUUAUAUUAUACGUUUAAAAUGCAUGAUCUUUUCCACGAUCUUGCAAUAUUAGUGGCAAAAAGUGAGUGUACCAUGAUACAAUCCAAAAACCAAAUAGUUGAUGAGAGCGUGCGACAUUUUUCCUUCAUUGGCUUGGAUUUCGAACAUCAAGAACCUCCAAAAGUUCUAUUUAACAGAUCAAAGAUGGUUCGAUCCAUUAUUGUUAUUGAAAAAUGCGAGCAUAUUAGUGUAUCAAUUAUCAAUACAUGUCUACCCAAAUUCAAACACCUCCAACUAUUAUCCUUGAGAGGGAUGAAUUUUGAAGUCUUGCCAGACUCUAUCGGUACAUUGAUACAUUUAAGAUAUCUUGACUUGAGAUUUAAUAAAUGGUUGAAGACACUUCCUAGAUCUAUUUGUCACCUUCAGAAGUUGGAGACAUUUUUAUUUAGUGGUUGUUUAGAGCUUAAAAAGUUGCCUCACAAAAUACAAAAAAUGAUCUCCCUUAGAUACAUGGAAAUAACCACAAAAGAGCAACAACUACAAGAAAAUGGAAUCGAGUGUUUGAGUUCUCUUCGAUUUUUGUCUUUAUAUCUAUGCGAGAAUCUGGUAACAUUUCCUGAACGAAUGCAAGGUCUAACAGGCCUCCGAACAUUGUAUAUUGCAUAUUGUCCUCUGACCUCGUUGCCAUAUGGUAUCAAGGACCUAAAGAGAUUACAGAAGCUAUGUAUUCAUGACUGCGAAAAGCUUAAUUUGAAGAUGGAAUUUCGAGGAGACGAUAAUGAUAAACUUCGUUUGGCAGUUCGAACAUUUGUGAUCAUAAAUUUGCCGUCAUUAGUGGAUUUGCCUCAGCUUAUUCUUCAAGGAUCGGCAAACACUUUACAGUGCUUGAAAAUUGAAAGGUGUCUCGAAUUGGUAAAACUACCGGAGUGGCUGCAAAAUCUCACAUCACUUCAAACACUUGAGAUUAUUCAUUGCCCGAGUUUGCCAUGUCUUCCAGAAGGGAUGCAACGCCUUACUGCCCUCAGACAACUGAAGAUCGAAGGUUGUCCUGCUCUGAGUGAAAGCUGCAGACUUGAUGAUUCGAAGAUUGCUCGUGUCCCGGACGUUCAUCUUGAUGAAUAAAUGUCAUCUAUGUCUUGAUUCUUGCAAGGUUCCUGUGUCCAGGUAAGUUAUUGGAUCAAUGGAGUGACGAGAGAGUCAAAAGGUCAAUUUGGGAUGUUGCAUGAGACAAGACGCAUUUCAAUCAUUAUGUUUGUGGACCUUACUUAUGUAAUUGUUGGGUUUGUUUUAUGCACAGUUAUUAUGUAAUUUUUAUUUCAAACACCUUGUAAUUUGUGGAUGAUUAUUAUGGAUUACUAUUGAUAC
Messenger RNA from Mangifera indica (mango), 3324 nucleotides. RefSeq names its product disease resistance protein RGA2-like. Gene Ontology annotation, biological process: defense response to other organism. Gene Ontology annotation, molecular function: ADP binding. NCBI's taxonomy places the organism in Eukaryota, Viridiplantae, Streptophyta, Magnoliopsida, Sapindales, Anacardiaceae. The record is from RefSeq and is a predicted model, not a curated record. The coding region runs from base 553 to 3081 and encodes 842 amino acids. The transcript has 2 exons.